UGUUCAUAUGUCUUUGAGAAUAUGAUAGCGAACUAAGCUGGUUUAAACUCGUUAAAACUCAUUGGCCUGAGUCAUAAAAGAUCAGAGAAUCGUCUUGUGUCGUGCGUAUGUUCAGUGCUUAAAGUUAGUGUAAGAGAAUCGUAGUUUUAAAAAAUUGUUAAGAAUUAUUUUUAUUUAUUUAUCGAAAACUUGCAUAAUGGAAAUAAAAAUCGAUGAGAAUGUUUUUGAGAAAAUGCUUCGAAAGAAAUUACCGAACGAGAUCGUUCAAAUUCUGGAAAUUAAACGUCAUUGCAUGUCGGAGAAAGGAUUAAAUUUCCUCAGUGAUUUAUACAUCAUGCGUGUGAGAUAUAUGGUUAUUUCUAACAAUAAGAAAAAUGAAACAAAAUCGGAAUGUUCGAUCAAUUUUAUCAUUAAAACCGAACCCCCGAACGGAUUAUCGUGCGAGAUUGCUCGCCAACAAAAUGUAUUCCAGAUCGAAUUGAAAGUUUUACAAGAUAUUCUACCGAGAAUAAAGGGAUUUAUCUCUCAUCAAAUUGGGCCGAAUUUAUUAUACUCCUCUGAUAAUCCUCCAUUUUUCAUUAUGGAGAAUUUAAAAGACAGAGGAUUCAUUAUGAAAGAUCGUCAAAAAGGAUUAUCACGUGAACAUUGUUCAUUAGUUAUAAAACAAAUUGCGAGAUUACACGCUGGAUCCGUUGCAAUUUUUGAAAAGGAUCCGAAAUUAAUUGAAUUUUUCAAAGAUGGCGGCAUCGUGUCGGCCAAUUGUCCUCAAAUUUUUAUACGAAUGAUGGAAGUAAGUCUUUUACGGAUAGGUAAUGAAAUAGGAAAAUGGUCAGAUGAAAAGUGUGCAUCUACAGCGAGCAAGUUAAUAAAAUUAGCAGAAACUAUCGGAUCAAGAUGCACGGAUGCCUAUAAUUACGACGAGAAUGAAUUCUGUGUAUUAAAUCAUGGAGAUUGUUGGAUCAAUAACAUGAUGUUUAAAGAAAAUGAGAAAGGCCAACCUAUCGAUGUUUUGUUGGUUGAUUAUCAAAUGUCCGUUUAUACGUCUCCAGCUAUCGAUUUAUUAUACUUUUUGAAUAUUUGUCCAGAAAUUGAUAUAAAAUAUGAUAACGACGAUUAUUUCCUCGGGAUAUAUUUGGACACUUUAGAGGAAACUAUGAAAAAUAUCGAUUGCAAAAGAAAAUCACCGACGAUGAGGGAAUUAAAGGCAGCGUUAUAUAAAAGAAAAAUAUACGCUGUUUUUGCUGGAAUCGUGCUUAAUUUACGAAUGCUGGCGAAUAAGGAAGAUACAGAGGAUUUUGACGAUUUAUUUGUCAAGUUAGGUGAAACUAAAAUGAAUGUUUUCAAAAGUCCAGACGCGGUGAAAUUAGCUGAAAAAAUGAUUCCAAUCAUGAACGAAAGAGGUUACUUGGACUGAAAAAAAAGACAAUAUUAAGAUAAAAGAAAACCUCUGAAAUUUUAAUUCUCUAUAAAUAAAAUUUUUUUUAAAGGAAAAAGAAUUUUAACUGAUAUGAUACGAACAUGAUCAAUGUUUGAGAUGAAUAUGAAAUUUAGAGAUCAAUAAAUAUUAUUUUUAUUUAUAAUAAUUUUUAAUACUCUAUUUAUUUUGAUUUGAUUACAUCAUCAUAUUUUACAAAAGCAUUUCCUUAUUUUUUUAAUUUAACGUCACUAGUCAUUCCGCCGAGUAACACCUUAAUCUCUUAAUUCUUCUUAUCUUCCUUAUCUUCUUAUCUUUGAACACAAAUUUUUUAAACGUAGAGAAGCAAGAAAAAAAAAGUAAAGGAAAAACUUAAAAAAACAAAAGAUUGACAAUUAGAACCAUAUCAUAAAAUCUUAAAAUCUUAUCAAUAUUUUUUCAAAUUGAAAAUUUGCUGUUAAAUCUCGUAUUCCUCAAUGACUUUUUAUGUAUUAAUUUCACAGGUUUUCGUUUACUUGAUCAACAAUUAAGAGGAUUUUCGAUUGCAGUAAAUUGAAGAUUUCUCUCUCUCCCAGCGAGGAAAAAGUAGCUCGCUUGGGACACAGUUUGAUGAACUUUCGAAAAGAUCCUUGGAGGGCGACCUUGGCGGUCAGCCUGUAGGAAUUGAUUUAUAAUAGGGCAGUAAAGCAGUAGGCUAAAAGAUCUCUGAAAGCAUCGUCUCGGUAACCUACAUCGUGAACAGAGAAAUUGUUGUGGCAAGCCUCGAUGGGGUGGCUUUUGCCUCGAGGUGAAUCUUCGCUACCGGGACGAGAGAAGAGAAACGCGUUGGAACAGAAGUCAUCUCGCCACGAGGAGAGAGAGAGAGAGAGAGAGAGUGAGAGAGAAAGAGGGAGAGAAAGAGAGAGAGAGAGAGAGUCUUUAGCCGGUACCGAGGUAUUUGCACAAGUUUCUCCCUUCCUCGUGCAACUUCUUGUUUGCGCUGACCUGGAAGAAGUUGCACGUAGUAGUCGACUGGGAGUCGAGGGAUUCGUAAAUCAUAGUAGAAAGGCGAAUUGGAAAAAUUCGGUAGCCGAUUCUCGGUUCUCCGCACGAGCUUCGAGAAAGUUAGGGAGAGGAAGAAGAGGCGCGUCGGGGGAGAGAAUAAAAGGAUAAUGGAAAACGGAGACGUCCGUGAAGUAUUUGGGUUAUUCGGUCGUCAGUGGCAGAAAAUUCCGGUAGCGGGCAACGAUUAGUUCCGAAUCGGGUAGAAAAUGACGUUAAAGUAGAAAUUUUCGGUAUCUUCGUUUCGGUAUUAUCGAUCGGUUUCAAUGCUUGGAAUAAAAUCUUUUGCCUCCCUAACACAAAACAUUUGUAAUGAACGUUUAACGUUUAACGAGCGAAUGGAUCUUUAUAUAUUAUAAUAAUAUAUAAUAAUUAUAUACUAUUAUAAUAAUUUAUAUUAAGAAAUUUUUUCCCUCGAUAUAAUAAAAUGUUGGGUGGGUGGAAAAUGAAAGGAUGAAAGAAAAUCGGUCGGAAUUCUCAUAGGGGUUAUACUAAUCCUUCGAUUUUUCAGGUGUUCCAUUUUGCUAUGUGUCGGACGACUUAUUUGUCAACGUCGUUUACCUGAAUAAAGUCUGUUUCUUAUUUGUCUCCUGAAAGAAAAUGGUCAACCCUGGGAAUACUUUACGGAAUUCGUCAGACGAAUGAAUCGUGCAACGAGAUAAAUGUAUCCUUCCACCGACGCACGAAAGGUUUAAUACUAUUAAAGGAGAAAGAGA
Apis mellifera (honey bee) is the source of this 3171-nucleotide messenger RNA. RefSeq lists its product as uncharacterized. The transcript is spliced from 5 exons. NCBI's taxonomy places the organism in Eukaryota, Metazoa, Arthropoda, Insecta, Hymenoptera, Apidae. Bases 197 to 1414 code for a protein of 405 amino acids. The record is from RefSeq and is a predicted model, not a curated record.